CAGCAGCACUUCACAUAACGAACGAUUGAUACAUACGUUGACCGACCGUCAGUCCUCACAAACAAACGUCACACACAGGGAACACACAGAGACACUCCACCACACCACACCACACCACACCACAGCUCCCUGACUUAGUCAACUAACGUGUCACUGCACUCACUGCACUCACUGCCCCUCAGUCUGCUCGCCGUAAGAGGCAUGCGCCCACAUCUUCAUCUGCACCACCAGCCCCUCCCUCCCGUCACUGCCUUCACUGCCGUACCGACCCGUCAGGCCUUCAGCAAACCGGUAGAUACGGCUGAUCAGCACCGGCACAGGCGGCCCCCCGAUGUGCGUAGUUGACAGGCGGCUGUGGAGGCCACUCCCUUCGUGGCAGGGGGCCAGCAGAUCGGCGGUGCUGAUAUUUCUCACGGUCGACGGCCUCGCGCUGCCGGACCAGCCUUCGGGCUUCAACACGUUGAUCAGUUGUACGAUCAGAACACCUACACAGACAAAUGCAGAGAGAGAUUUACAUACCGUGGGUGUGGUGUGGUGUCAAGUCACGCUUUCCCUCUGUGUGUACCACACCACAUGGUGCAUCUCACCCACUGCACUGCCUGCCCUGCCUACCAUCUAGAAUCUCGAGGUGCGUGGCUAUGAUGAUCCAGUAGUUCCCCCGCCGCCCUACAAAGCAAAAAGGCAGCAGCAGCAGACACAGUCGAUCGAUCCAUCGUGCCAGGCCAGGGAACCUCACCAUAUGUCCAUGCCCCCCUCCAUCUGGCCUUCCACGGUUUCGGCACUUCACUCGUUGACAAGGCCACCACUUCACCAAACACCGGCUCCAGGUGCUGCUUGACAAGUUGGACCAGAUCCACCAACACCUUCCGGCGGGCGAUCACAAUGCGCCCACGGCGGGAGAACAGAAGCGCCGGCAGGUCACGCCGGUACUGUUGUCCGAUGUACUCGCUGAGGUUGCUCCGGAUGUCACUCCCGCGCUUGAAGACCGGUGCGUGGUUGCCGCCAAGAACUCGUGAUAAGAGAGGGCCAUCGACCUUGACGCGCAGGAGCAGCUGCUGGGCACUCUCUAGGUCCAUGGUACAUUGAAGGCCGCUGCACGCGCCGUAUCUCAUGACGUCGGUGUCUGUGAAGGCCAGCGGCAGGGCUGCCACUCUGCCGGUCCCCUCGAGCAGCAGCAGGAACUGCGUGAUGAGCUGCGUGAGAGCCCCGUCCGGCAGUAGCGACUUGAGCACGAUGAUUCUGCUGACGUCAUGGACGAGAGAGAACGUCACGGUGUGCCCGAUGGUUGUGUGCAAGUGGGCGAUGCGUCUGUCGAGCUCGACGGUGACCAAUUGCCAGCACGUGGCGUGACAAACUGCUCGGAGGACCGCCAAAUCGACCUGCAUCACCAUGAGAGAUAGAGAGGGCAAUGAAUGCAAGGCGACAUUCAUUUGAUGGUGCAGGUCGAGCUCACCGCCUCUUACCACAUUGAGUCGUGGCAGAAUGUCAUCCCUGAGGAGCUCUGCUGGCAGCGGCAGCGCCAGGGGGACUCGCAGCGCAGGGGAGGGCCGCGGGACAACAGGAAACUCAUCGAUAACACUCAAAGGGUCACCUGGUCCGGCACCCAAGCAUUUGGCAUCACCAGGACCCUCAGCAAAGGCGCAACACGACCAGUUGGAGCCCAUUAGCGCGAAACUUUCUUGCGAACCGCCGCUGCGAAUCAGCAACACACACUUCUUCAACCAUGUGCGCAGCAGCAGCGGUUUCAGA
Molecule: messenger RNA, 1749 nt
Organism: Vitrella brassicaformis
Lineage: Eukaryota; Vitrellaceae
Source: the annotation of a GenBank genome assembly